Capra hircus (goat) is the source of this 1143-nucleotide messenger RNA. It is a transcript of the gene PAG-3, whose product is annotated as pregnancy-associated glycoprotein-3. Lineage: Eukaryota; Metazoa; Chordata; Mammalia; Artiodactyla; Bovidae. Gene Ontology annotation, molecular function: aspartic-type endopeptidase activity. The record is from RefSeq and is marked validated. Gene Ontology annotation, biological process: proteolysis.
AUGAAGUGGCUUGUGCUCUUUGGGCUGGUGGCCUUCUCAGAGUGCAUAGUCAAAGUACCUCUAAGGAGACUGAAGACCAUGAGAAAAACCCUCAGUGGAAAAAACAAGCUGAACGAUGUCUUGAAGGAGUAUCCUUACAGACUGCCCCAGAUUUCUUUUCGUGAUUCAAAUGUAACUAUUGUCCCAUUGAGAAACAUGAGAGAUAUAUUCUACGUGGGUAACAUCACCAUUGGAACACCUCCUCAGGAAUUCCAGGUUGUCUUUGACACAGCUUCAUCUGACUUGUGGGUGCCCUCCAUCUUUUGCAAGAGCUCAAGCUGUUCUACACGUGCUAGGUUCAGACAUCGCCAGUCUUCCACCUUCCGGCGUGUCAAUAAGACGUUCGGGAUCCUGUAUGGAGCUGGGAAAAUGAAAGGAGUUGUUGUUCAUGACACAGUUCGGAUUGGGGACCUUGUAAGUACUGACCAGCCAUUUGGUCUAAGCAUGGUGGAAUCUGGUUUUGAGCACAGACAAUUUGAUGGUGUCUUGGGCUUGAACUACCCCAACCUAUCCGUCUCCAAAACCAUUCCCAUCUUUGACAAGCUGACAAAUGAAGGUGCCAUUUCUGAGCCUGUUUUUGCCUUCUACUUGAGCAAAGAUGAGCAGGAGGGCAGUGUGGUGAUGUUUGGUGGGGUGGACCACCGCUACUACAAGGAAGAGCUCAACUGGGUACCAUUGGUCAAAGCAGGCGACUGGAGUGUACGUGUAGACCGCAUCACCAUGAGAGGAGAGGUUAUUGCUUGUGCUGAUGGCUGCACGGCCCUUUUGGACACCGGGUCAUCACUUAUCCAAGGCCCAGGAAGACUGGUCGAUAACGUACAGAACCUGAUAGGCACCAUGCCACAGGGAUCCACGCACUACGUUCCAUGUUCUGUGGUCAAUAUUCUGCCCCCUAUUAUCUUCACCAUCAAUGGCAUCAACUACCCAGUGCCAGGUCGAGCCUACAUCCUCAAGGAUUCUAGAGGCCGCUGUUAUACCAACUUUAAAAAGAAAACUCUGAGGACAUCUACAGAGUCCUGGGUCCUGGGUGAACCCUUCCUGAGGCUGUAUUUCUCGGUUUUUGAUCGAGGAAAUGACAGGAUUGGCCUGGCACCAGCAGUGUAA